Messenger RNA from Beta vulgaris subsp. vulgaris (sugar beet), 644 nucleotides. RefSeq names its product egg cell-secreted protein 1.4. The record is from RefSeq and is a predicted model, not a curated record. Gene Ontology annotation, biological process: double fertilization forming a zygote and endosperm. Lineage: Eukaryota; Viridiplantae; Streptophyta; Magnoliopsida; Caryophyllales; Amaranthaceae. Bases 164 to 595 code for a protein of 143 amino acids. The transcript has a single exon.
UUCUACAACAGAAAAUAAAACCGAAGAACCAAUCAUCUCCUCACUAUAACGUAUAAACAAUCAACUUCUCACCUCUCAACUCCCAAAGCCUCUAUAUAAAUCAACACAGACUGCCAUCCAUUUCACUACACCUCCAUAUCUCACACAAUCAACUAACUCCAUCAUGGCCAUUAAAACCGGCAUUUUCGUGCUCUUAACCAUAGCCUUCCUUAUGCCGAAUUCUGCAACAUCAGCAAGAGACUUCCCUAUUGCUGACAAUCCAACAAUCUUAGACCUUGCAACACGAUUACAAGCUACAAGCAAUGGUACUACUACUACUACUAGUGAUUGUUGGAGUUCUCUGUCGGAGCUUCGAACGUGCUCAAAUGAAAUCAUCGGCUUUUUUCUGAAUGGAUACACAGACAUCGAUGAACCAUGUUGCCAAGCUAUUGAAGUUAUCAUCCACCAUUGUUGGCCUUCAAUGCUCAGUGUUCUUGGGUUUACUGUCGAAGAAGGCGACUUGCUUGCUGCUUACUGCAACAAAUUUUCUGCAGCAGCACCUGUUGGUGCACCACCUGAAACUGAAACUGAAACUACUGCUAGCAGUCAUUUUUAGUUUGGUCUUUUUUUUUUUCCUCUGUUGGUAUGAUCUAUGCUACUUUGCU